Molecule: messenger RNA, 711 nt
Organism: Melanotaenia boesemani (Boeseman's rainbowfish)
Lineage: Eukaryota; Metazoa; Chordata; Actinopteri; Atheriniformes; Melanotaeniidae
Product: C-X-C chemokine receptor type 1-like
Exons: 4
Coding region: 25-711 (228 amino acids)
Biological process (GO): positive regulation of Rho protein signal transduction; phospholipase C-activating G protein-coupled receptor signaling pathway
Molecular function (GO): G protein-coupled receptor activity
Source: RefSeq, a predicted model, not a curated record
AAGACUUUAGAAAACCAGGCAGAGAUGUACCUACGCAAGGAACAUUAUUUGAUGGCUUGGAUCAGCAUCUGCACCUACUUUCCUUUGGCCCUAGUGGUUAUCUGCUGUUUGUGUUAUAAGGCACGAAGGGAUCAUGUUCCUGUCUACUACAUAAACCUCAUCAUCUCCAAUCUAAUCCAGCUCUACUCUAUGAGGGUUUGGGUGACAAAGGAAAAUUAUGAUAUGGUCCAAUAUUCAUGUGUUGUUGUCUACAUCUUUAGUGUGAUGACCAGUCUUGGUUUCAGGAUGUGCAUUGCUCUGGAGAGGUAUUUUGUUAUCGUCUGCCCACAGUUACCCUGCAUCAGACAAAUAAAAGGUUCUGUGUGGGUGUGUGUCGCAGUCUGGGGGAUUUUUCUUGUCACAGUCCCUCUUCCUUUAUUCUUUGGUCAGCCUUCAUUUGUCCUUACUUUGGCCCUCCUCCCUGCCCCCGUCUUCAUCAUCUGUCUAGCUGGGACCCUCAAAUCUGUGCUGCAGACUCCACCUGCAGCUGCCUCAGUGCCUGCUGAGGAAAAACGAAGAAUUCUAGGAAUUCUGGUCCUGCUGUUGCUUAAUUACAUUCUGACGAUUCUCCCAGCUGCCAUCAUGAGGCCCAUUGACAAGCUGCUGAUGCGUCUGUGCUGCUGCAGGAUGCAGGAUGCUGCAGCUGGAGAUGGCAGCACACCAUCAGUGUGA